Molecule: messenger RNA, 2574 nt
Organism: Lactuca virosa
Lineage: Eukaryota; Viridiplantae; Streptophyta; Magnoliopsida; Asterales; Asteraceae
Source: the annotation of a GenBank genome assembly
UAUAAGUCAAACAUCGAGGUACACGCUAUUAAUGCAUCGUCCUUCGAUGUAGAUACAAGUAAUUACAGCCUCCUCCGACGCUUAAAAUAGGCGCGCAUUCAGAAAACAAAAAUAAUAUCGAAGUUACUUUUACGGUUGGGGUUUUCUUUCAGAGAAGUGACCAUUUGAGUGGAAAUGGAAGAUGACACGGGAGAGCGAUCAAGCUUCGUGAUUGGACUCAUAGAGAAUCGAGCGAAGGAGGUUGGAGUGGCUGCUUUUGACUUGAGGUCGGCUUCACUUCACCUUUCUGAAUACAUUGAAACUAGCAGCUCAUAUCAAAACACGAAGACACUGCUGCAUUUCUAUGAUCCAAUGGCAAUUAUUGUCCCCCCUAACAAGCUAGCACCUGAUGGCAUGGUUGGGGUAUCAGAAUUAGUUGAUAAAUUCUAUUCCUCAAUUCGAAAGGUCACUAUGGUUCGUGGUUGCUUUGAUGAUACAAAGGGAGCUGUGCUGGUAAAAAGUUUAGCUGCUAAAGAACCUUCUGCACUUGGUCUGGAUACUUAUUACAAGCAAUAUUAUCUCUGCUUGGCUGCUGCUGCAGCAACUAUCAAGUGGAUUGAAGCAGAGAAAGGAAUCAUCAUUACAAAUCAUUCAUUGUUAGUGACUUUCAACGGAUCAUUUGAUCAUAUGAAUAUUGAUGCAACGAGUGUACAUAACCUGGAGAUUAUAGAGCCACUGCAUUCUACACUUUUGGGCACAAGCAACAAAAAGAGAAGUUUAUUCCAGACUCUCAAGUCGACAAGAACUGCUGGAGGGACUAGACUUCUUCGUGCCAAUCUGUUGCAACCUUUGAAAGAUAUAGAAACCAUCAAAGCUCGACUUGAUUGCCUGGAUGAAUUAAUGAGUAAUGAAGAGCUGUUUUUUGGGCUGUCACAGGCUCUUCAAAAGUUUCCAAAAGAAACUGACAGGGUCCUCUGUAACUUCUGCUUCAAGAGGAAGAAAGUUACUAAUGAGGUCUUGGGGGGCAUUGACAAUGCUAGAAAGAGCCAGGUUGUAAUAGGAAACAUUAUUAUUCUGAAAACGGCUCUGGAUGCCUUGCCAUUUCUCUCCAAGGUACUGAAAGAUGCAAACAGCUUUCUUCUUGCAAAUAUAUACAAAUCUGUUUGUGCAAACGAGAAAUAUGCUUGUAUGAGGAAAAGGAUCGGGGAGGUGAUUGAUGAGGAUGUAGUUCAUGCAAGAGUUCCUUUUGUUGCGCGGACACAGCAGUGUUUUGCUGUGAAGGCUGGGAUCGACGGAUUUCUUGAUAUUGCACGAAGAUCCUUCUGUGACACCAGCCAAGCUAUACACAACCUUGCAAAUAAGUAUCGUGAAGAUUAUAAGCUUCCGAAUUUGAAAAUCCCAUUCAACAAUAGGCAUGGCUUUUACUUCAAUAUUCCUCUCAAGGACAUACAGACACAGGGAAAGCUUCCCACCAAGUUCAUUCAGGUUGCCAAGCAUGGGAACAGUAUACAUUGCUCAACUCUGGAUCUUGCUUCUUUAAAUGCAAGAAACAAGUCUGCAGCGAAAGAAUGUUAUCUGCAUACACAAGUUUGCUUGGAAGCAGCACUAAUGGAUGCAAUUCGGGAGGAUGUGUCGGUGCUGACCUUGCUUGCUGAGAUCCUGUGCCUAUUGGAUAUGAUUGUUAAUUCAUUUGCUCACAUGAUUUCAACCAAGCCUGUAGAUCGAUACACCAGGCCUCAUUUCACUGAAAAUGGACCGCUGGCAAUUGAUGCUGGAAGACACCCUAUACUAGAAAGCGUGCACACUGAUUUUGUUCCCAACAACAUCUUUCUUUCAGAGGCUUCAAACAUGGUGAUUUUGAUGGGGCCCAACAUGAGUGGAAAAAGUACAUACCUUCAGCAAAUAUGUCUGAUUGUGAUCCUUGCUCAAAUUGGUUGUUACAUUCCUGCCCGGUUUGCAACCCUAAGAGUGGUGGAUCGUGUUUUUACAAGGAUGGGCACACUCCAUAAUCUUGAAUCAAAUUCCAGUACGUUCAUGACAGAGAUGAAAGAGACAGCUUUUAUCUUGCAGAAUAUCUCUGAAAGGAGUCUUGUUGUGAUGGAUGAGCUUGGGAGGGCUACAUCUUCCUCUGAUGGUUUUGCAAUUGCAUGGAGCUGCUGUGAACAACUCUUAUCACUCAAACCUUACACAAUAUUUGCCACACACAUGGAAAAGCUAUCACAAGUAGCCAGCAUAUAUCCAAAUGUCAAGAUUCUUCACUUCAAUGUUGAAGUAAAAAACAAUCGCUUGGAUUUCAAGUUUGAGCUGAAAGAUGGGUGGCGCCAUGUACCACAUUAUGGGCUUCUAUUAGCAGGAGUAGCAGGGCUACCAACUUCAGUUAUCGAGACUGCCAAAAAUAUCACUUCAAGGAUUACAGAAAAGGAAGGGAAGAGAAAGCAGUUGAACUAUGAGGCAUAUGAAGGUAUUCAGAUGGCAUAUACAGUGGCUCAGCGUCUAAUAUGCUUGAAAUAUUCCAUCCAAGAUGAGGAUUCCAUCCGACAAGCACUUGAACAUCUUAAAACCACCAAUUUACAGAAUUUUAGAAUAGAUAGAUAG